GACAUUUCCCCUUUCGUCUGAACAUUCAAAACCCUAGCAGAGCAGAGGGCGUCACAGCAACACCACCCGCAGGCUCCCAUCUCAUAUAAACCUUCUUUCCCAAGUUCUUGAUUCGAUCCUUUUCCUCUGUCACCAGAAGGAAGAACAGAGUCGGUUGCAGACUGGGCCCGUGCAUGAGUACCGGUUCGUUGGGUCGGGUUUGAGGAUGUUGUGUUCCAUGGCAAGAAGAUGAAAUUGACGGAAACGGGAGGUGGAUUUGGUUUCGGAGGUUACGGAGAGGGUAGUGGUGGUUCAGCUUUUGCUAAUUCUUCUUCUGCUGCUGCCACAAAUCUCUUCUUCCCUUUAGUUCCUCUGCUGCUGCUGCUGCUUCUGCUCUCACUGAUACUUCAUUCCUCAGUCCCUCUUCUUCCUCCCCAGAUUGUAGAGGAACAAAAAGAGAUAGAGAGAAGAGUAAACUUUAUAACUGGUGGAGCCUGGAUUAUUGGUUAUAAAGCAUGGGGCUCCCUUUUAGGUCAACAGUUAACUGAGAAAGGCAUCAUAGUGGCAUGCAUUGACUAUAGAAAUUUUCCUCAAGGCACCAUUAGUGAUAUGGUCACAGAUGCUUUACAAGGUAUCUCAUUUGUAUGCAACCAUAUCACCGAAUAUGGUGGUGACCCAAACAGAAUAUACGUAAUGGGACAGUCAGCUGGUGCACACGUUGCUGCUUGUGCACUGAUGGAGCAAGCAAUUAAAGAGUCUGCUGAAGGAGAGAGCACUUCCUGGAGUCUCUCACAGAUAAAAGCUUAUUUUGGAUUAUCAGGAGGAUGACGAGCUCGUCGGGAGUGGCGAGUAUCGGCCCAAGAAGGAGAUUGCGAUCAAGUUUCCCUGAAGCAACAGCACCAAUGCAACAAUGGAGGCUGCCAUUUGCAUCCCUCUCAGAAGCCCAACAGAACAGAAACAGAGGAUGGAGAGGAAAGCGUUGAUGAAAAUCUGAGAUGAGCUGCCACUAUAAAUAAGGAAUCACAUCCCCAUGUGAAUGUAUGAUCCCUCUCCCUCUCUGUCUCUCUUGCAAGUAGAGAAAAUUGAUGAAAUACAUUAAUUGAGCUUAAUUAUAUUAUUUCUAGUUGGAUUAUACAAUUCCACAUUUGCAUUUCA
Molecule: messenger RNA, 1134 nt
Organism: Punica granatum (pomegranate)
Lineage: Eukaryota; Viridiplantae; Streptophyta; Magnoliopsida; Myrtales; Lythraceae
Source: RefSeq, a predicted model, not a curated record